AUGAAUGAAGAGCUCUAUGCUCUUCAAUCUCAAGGUACUUGGACUCUUUUUCCCCCAGUUCCUCAUACUAUGCCAGUUGGCUCUAAAUGGGGUUUUCAGGUUAAAUAUAACUCGGAUGGCAGUGUUGGACGGUACAAGGUCCGGUUAGUAGCUAAAGGCUUUCUUCAACGACCUGGGUUUGGUCUUAUCAUUUAUCUCAUUAUGUAUGUUGAUGAUAUUAUUAUCACCGGCAACAAUUCUCACCAUGUGGAGGACUUUGUCACUAGACUUGGUCGACGCUUUUCCAUUAAAGAUCUUGGUGGUUUAAAUUUCUUCUUGGGUGUUGAGGUUGUUCGUACACCCACUGGGUUGUUCUUGACUCAGCAGAAAUAUAUUUAUGAGAUUGUUGAGCAGACUAAUAUGAAUGACGCCAAACCAAUGCGCACGCCUACUGCUAGUGGUUCAUGUCCGCGGUUGGAUAACGGAAGCCCACUUAAUGAUCCCAAAGAAUAUCAAAACAUUGUUGGCAGCCUUCAAUAUCUUCUGUUAACACGGCCAGAUGUUGCAUUCAUUGUCAAUAAGCUCUCCCAAUUUACAAGUUCACCCACAACAGCACAUUGGGCAUUGGUCAAACGUGUCCUUCGCUAUCUAGCUGGGACAUCUGAUCUUGGGAUUUAUCUUCGCAAAAGUAAUCGUGAUGAUAGAUCAUCUACAACAGCCUAUAUUGUCUUUUUGGGGUGUAAUCCAGUAUCCUGGAGCUCUAAGAAACAGCGUGCGGUAGCUCGCUCAUCCACUGAGGCCAUUGCUUCCGCUACUGCAGAUCUUUGCUGGGUCAAGAACUUAUUGCAAGAGCUAUCUGUUACCCUUCACCAACCACCAGUUAUAUAUUGUGAUAAUCUUGGAGCCACAUAUGUGUGUGCAAAUCCUGAUUUCCACUCACGGAUGAAACACAUUGAAAUUGAUUAUCAUUUUGUGCGUAGUUUGGUUCAGCGAGGACUGCUACGUGUCUCUCAUGUCUCUUCCAAGGAGCAACUCGCAGAUCUGUUGACUAAACCUCUGUCUAACCAAGACUUUGAGCGUCUAAGGUCCAAGAUUGGCAUCUCAUCCCGAGCUACCAUCUUGCGGGGGCAUAUUAGUGAUACUCUGAUUGAUCAUAUCUCAGUGAUACACUCUGAUUGA
This is a messenger RNA of Nicotiana attenuata, 1158 nucleotides long. RefSeq lists its product as uncharacterized. NCBI's taxonomy places the organism in Eukaryota, Viridiplantae, Streptophyta, Magnoliopsida, Solanales, Solanaceae. Bases 1 to 1158 code for a protein of 385 amino acids. The record is from RefSeq and is a predicted model, not a curated record. The transcript is spliced from 3 exons.